AUGUUUACGUGUCUUUUUGACUUAUUUCCAGUCGAAUUAGUUCAUCAUAUUUUUCAUUAUCUAUGGGCACAUGAAAUAUUCUAUGGAUUUACUCAAUUAAGUUCACAUUUAGACAACGUGCUUGUUGGCUAUGAUCGGUAUUCAAUCAGUUUGUCUUCUAUGCGUAAACGUGAAUUUGAUCUUAUGUGCCUUCACAUUCGACCAGAACAAGUUAUCUCUAUUACACUUACUGAAAAUAGUGAUACACCGGAUCAAUCAGAAAUAUUCUUUUCAAAAUUCGAUAUUCUACAAUUUAUUAAUCUUCGCUCAUUUUCAAUUAUUUCAUUGAAUCAGAGUAUUUUUAGACAGUUGAAUCUUUUGUGUCAACUUAAUCAUUUUCAAUCGUUGACGUUACCACACAUUUCAGACACGUAUUGGCGUCUUUUCGGAUCAAGUGUAGAAAAAACUCUACCUCGAUUGAAACAAUUGAUUACACGUGACUACCCAUUAAUGGAACCGUUGAACAACAUGAGAUAUUUAACAAUAACAUAUUCCUAUUGUCAUAAUUUGGAAUAUUUAUUACGUCUAAUGACUAAUCUGUAUUCUUUAAAUAUCACAUUGUCCCUCAAUGUUUCUAGUCGCUGGUCUCAAAAAGCACCAAUAAUGAAUCAUUUAAGACAAUUGACACUUUGCGUGGAAUACGGUCGAUUGACGAUGUCGAAAAUGAAUCAAUUUUUAUUAAAAAUGCCUUGUCUAAGGCAUUUCGAGCUUCGUAUAGACGAUCCAAUGGAUUUUAAUGUUGAUGAUCAAUGGGAAGUUUGGUCUCGAAAUUUAAAGGAUGAUAUCGAAGAUACUAAGGAUAUUAUCGAUGGAAAUCAAUGGAAAUAUUUAGUAUCACAUCUUCAAAUAUUUGAUUUUCGUUUUUGUCUUGCCGAAAGAUUAGACAAGCAGAUUCUUGAUUCUUUUCGAUCAUCAUUUUGGCUCGAACAAAAAAAAUGGUUUGUUUGCUAUGAUGAUCUUGAGUCAUCACCUUCCCUGUUUACCGUACCUCGUUUUGCACCAAAGGAUAUUACUUAUUUACUCAACUAUCAUACACCAUCGUGCACAUCAUCGGAUUUGAAGCUUGAUCAAUAUGUUCAUAUUUUGAAUUUACCUAUGCUUUGUCCAUUGAUGCAAGAUUUCAUUAAUGUGACAACACUAAGACUUCAAACAGACAAAGAUCUUAGUUUGGAUAGAAUUUUACCAUACUUAUCAUUACCUCAAUUACGAUCGCUUUCAUUGGUCAGUACAUCCUUACUGACACAACUGUCGACAGAAACAAAGUUUGAAUCAAUACGUUCUCUCACGAUAGAUACAUUGGAGAUAAAAUCUCAUGCUGAACAAAUAUGUAUCGUAUUUCCACGAAUCGAACGUUUGCAAAUCGAAAUCAAUGAUCAAGAAACAAUGUCCUUACUGAUUGAUAGAUUGAAACGUUUGUCAUUAGCCACAUUUGUCUAUCAUCAUUCAUCAAUUCUCACAAAUAUGACAAAGGAAUGGUUUGUUGAAAAUUCUUCACGAUUAAAAGAAAAUAAUAAUUUUACAUGCAGAAUCGAUAAAGGCAAAAUACACCUGUGGAUAAGUGUCCAUUAG
Molecule: messenger RNA, 1608 nt
Organism: Rotaria socialis
Lineage: Eukaryota; Metazoa; Rotifera; Eurotatoria; Philodinida; Philodinidae
Source: the annotation of a GenBank genome assembly